GACCAAGGACUUGUAGUUCGUAAUACGCGACUAAAAAAUAAAUUUAUUAUUUAAUCAAUUUUGUGGUACCGGUGUGACGGCGUGCGCGACUUGGUUAUGGACCAUUUGGUAUAGAUAUUAGAUAAAAGAAUACUUAGAAUGUUACCGUUCUACACUUGAGUACUCAACUUACAGUCAACACUGUUUUUGAUUUUAUUAUUUAAAAUUAUUUUUUCCUUGUUUUUUGUUUUGACUGUUCCGUUUUCUGUUCAUCGCAAGCCGCAAGGUACUUGGUAAUAAUUACAGUUUAUAGGAUAAUUAUUCGCUUUUUGCCUAUUUUCCUUACCCUGCGCGCUGUUGAUACGCUAUGUUCAUCGAAAGGGGGAAACCCGAAGAAAUCCCCAAGGGGGCCAUACGUCUCACGAGAGAUGAGGUCCAGGAGUACAUGACCGACCUGAUACACAAAUGGCCAAAUACGAUGGAAUUAUGGGCGCUAAAACAUGGUAAUCCAAUUCUAUCGUCAGCCGUUGUGUUAUCAAGUACGGUCAUUUUAAAUUUUUACCGCAAAAAACUACAACUAAGGAAUUAUGGACGUUUUACUUUGUUCUUGCCAAUUGUUCUUGUCCCAUCAAUUUUCAAUCAAAUCUAUCAAAACACAGUGACUACUAAAUCAAUAAUUUUACAAGAAGAUUGUCCUAUUUGCAUCAAUACACAAUCAAUGUUCAUUCAAAUAGGCACAGGAAUUGUUUAUCCUCUGAUGAGCACAAUUGGUGGAACUUAUAUGUUUGCCAGCAAAAUGAGUACAUUCAGUUUGAAAUCUAAAGGACCUGACAUUAUUAAAGAAUUUGCUUUGCAUGUAAUGAAAAUAAGUCGUCCACUAUACAACAGACUUACUGCAUUUGUCAUUGGUCAUGCAUUAUUAAGUUAUAUGAUAAGUCAUUACCAAAUGGAUAAUUUUGAAUUUUUAAGGAUUAAAAUGUUACAACAACAAAACGAAGAAAUAGAAACAUUACGUCUAAGUGAAAAAAAUUAGUUAUAAAUAAUGAUCCACUAUGUCACUGAUAAAGUAAUUUAAUUGUAAAACUACCAAUUAGAAUCUUAAAAUAUAUAGAAUAUUUUAGCUUAUAAAACUGUUUUAUGCUUUUAAUAUAACAAAAAUAUUACGAUUCGUUUUCUUA
Messenger RNA from Metopolophium dirhodum (rose-grain aphid), 1157 nucleotides. RefSeq lists its product as uncharacterized. Bases 347 to 1012 code for a protein of 221 amino acids. The transcript is spliced from 4 exons. NCBI's taxonomy places the organism in Eukaryota, Metazoa, Arthropoda, Insecta, Hemiptera, Aphididae. The record is from RefSeq and is a predicted model, not a curated record.